CAUAGCCACAGUUAAGUGGAGGCAAAUCGCACGGGCAUACAAUUUUCAGCAGAAGUGUUAGGUCACACUUUCUUGGUUCUGUCCCAUUUCUGCACGUAGACCCUUGCCAUGGAACUAGUUGGUUGUGAAACGUGGGCGAUGUGCAAGGCUCGUCAGACUGAAGAAGCAGUAUUUGCUCACAAAACGUAUAUCGGGAGUUAAAUGACUACAAUAUUGCCACCGCAACUAAUUGGAAUGUAGGCCUUUUAGAAAAUGGUGCGCGUUUAUGUCCGUACUCAGUGACGUCACCUCUAACCGUCGACGAUUAAAUGUGCAGGUGAAAACCGGAAUAAACACAUGACCAAACGCGCGAGGAGGGUGAACGAAAUGAUCUGCCAAUCAUAAUAUCUGAAUGGUAGGAUGAGGAUCCAUUUACGCCUAUGGACAAAUAGCGUGCUAUCGCACUUGACAGACCAUAGCUGCAUCGUCAGGAGGUAGCCUACCAAAUAAUAACGCGAUGUUUCGGUUGUGAUUUAACGUACAGUAUUUCCUCAUCUGUCUUCCCCGCUGGAUGGUCCAUGUUGGAGCCUGGAGCUACUGUAGAUAAGUAGAUUACAGCAAUACAUUAGCAAUAAAACAACAUACGGUGACUUAACAGACACCCGAGAAACUACACAUGAAACGGGUUUUUGCCAUGUCCCGCGGUCGUCGUGUGACAAGAACCGCAGGACAGGAUCGGAUCAAUCCGUUGGGGCAAUGCUAGGAGCUGUGUUAAUAACCUGGCAAGAGGAAUACUUGAUACUCGAAUACGUUUGCUUUCGGAGAAUCGAAUUCGGACAUGGGGCUUGAGUUGUCAUGCGGGGCGGUCCGGACACUGGACCCCCUGAUCGUGGGAGUCUCGGAUAGAUCCCGAUGCUCACGGUCAAAUCAUAGCUUGUGAGGAACGAAAGAAUGCCUGCGGUGACCGGAGAAGCGCCCUUACUGAACGGGGGCAGAAGAGAAGAGAAAAAUCCAGUUUUAACACCCUUUCCUUUCCUUGUCUUUCUGCCUCGUGUUCAGCGUCCCUGUAAACAGUCCCUUCCCGGGUCCCUAUGCCGAGAGUCCCAUUGGAAGUGCCUGCUCCUCACGCUGCUGAUGUUCGGCUGUUUCGCCACGCUGGGAUGGUGCUCUUUUUACCGCGUCACUGUCAUGGCUGCCGAUGAACACGGCCUCUACUACGGCGGCCGCGCCCGCCUCUACCAUGACAGCCCCUGCUCCAACGGCUACGUCUACAUCCCGGUGGCCUUCCUGAUCAUGCUGUACCUGGUCUACCUGGUGGAGUGCUGGCACUGCUUCUCUAAAACAUCCUCUCUGGCCCGGGUGAGGAUUAGCAAGGUGUACAACAGGGUCCAGAGGCUGCAGCAGGCCAUGCCCUGUAUCUGGUGGAAGGCCAUCAGCUAUCACUAUGUGAGACGGACACGGCAGGUGACUCGAUACCGCAAUGGUGACGCUUACACCACCACACAGGUGUACCAUGAGCGGGUCAACACACACACAGCCAGCUCUGAAUUUGACUAUACCCGACAUGGUGUCAAGGACGUAUCCAAGGAGCUUCUUGGCCUUCUGGAGCACCCGGCCGUACGCCUUCGUUUCACCAAGUGUUUCAGCUUUGCCAGUGCCCAUGCCGAGGCUGCCUACCUCACUCAGCGUGCACGCUUCUUCGCAGAGAACGAGGGUCUGGAUGACUACAUGGAGGCACGGGAGGGCAUGCACCUGAAGAACGUGGACUUCCGUGAGCACAUGCUAGCCUUUCCUGACCCGGCGUGGCCGCCCUGGUUCUCUCGCCGGCGCAUGUAUUGGCUGAUCUCAGCCCUGAUGUUGUCCUGGCCACUACGUGUGGUGUCAGAGUACCGUACGGCGUAUGUCCACUAUCAUGUGGAGAAGCUGUUUGGUGAGAACGAGGAAGUCAAUGACAAUGACAGCACUGAGGUGGGCAACUACCGCUCAGGCCAGGAGAAUGGGCAACGCGGUGGCCCCAGAUUACGUGUCAUAUCGAGGGUCAACACGGUAGACAUCACUGAACUGGAGUGGCACAUUCGCUGCAACCAGCAGAUGGUGCCCAGUUACUCCGAGGCGUUGCUGAUGGAUCUGAACACCAACAACACAACAUCUUCGCCCUCUGCGUUUACCGGGGCAACGCGUGUCCCUAUGAGGCGUAACUCUAGCUACGUCCUCCAGAGCUGCCCCCGCUGUCGCAGGUCCACCAGCAGCUCCUCACUCCCCUCGCGAGUCAGGGGGAACGUGGCGAUGGGGGCAGGCUCUUUGACAUAUGGGACAGUGGGAAGGAUGGGAGGAGGAAGGCUAGCCCUCAGCCGCAGUGGAUUCUCUCUGGGCCGUUUGCACACGGUGCGGCAGGCCUGCCUGUUUCACUCCCGGAGCCUUGGUGCAGGGAUGGGGAGUAGAGGGGAUGAAGGUGGUGGGUUUCUGGGACUGGGCCUUCGCCGGGCUAACGAAGAGAGCAGAGGGGUCCUGGAGGGAGAAGGAUUUGAAGAGGAUGAGAAUAGUCUGCAGCUAGAGGAGGAUAGAGAGCAGGAACUAGAGAGAGUGAGGGCUGAGAUCAUGCAGGGAGUGGCCUGUGUGACAGAGAGACCACCAGCUUAUCAGGAAGCUCUCCACUUGCCUGUGUUGAUCGUCCAUGGUGAGGAGAGCUGCCAUGGAGGGGAAGACCUUGACACAGGAUAGUCACUAUGAUUGGCUAGGGUGAUGGAGAGUAGAUAAGCAAAUCUGCUCAGGAUGAUGCAAGAAAUGAAUGAGAGGAGGGCAGAGGAGAGGAAAAUAGGGAAGGAAGAAAAAUAAGUGGUAAUAUGGAAAGGAUUGGAAAGGAGAGGGGUAACGAAGGAGAAAGAAAACAAAUAGAAAAACCCUCGUUUCCAGACCUGCAACAAAGGACUACUGCAAAAUGUGUAGGGAAACCAAACUAUUGUGUCACGGUAGAUUAAAUUACAGCUAUGUAGUUGCUCUUGCUUGAGAGUGUGUAAUAUGUGUAUCCCAUUGUCCACAAUGAACAACAAUCGCUUUGUAUCAUUGUUCAUCAAUGUAUGAAAUGUAUGUUCAUGAAUGUAUGGACGUAUCAAUGAGCUGCUGAGUUAGCGCUUAACAUCAGGAGUAGUAGUAGUCCACCAAUCUAUUAGAUUAAUUCAAGGGGCACUGUAUAUUGUGUAAACUUACAUAACUCCCGGGUGGAGGUGGAGCACAACUCUCAUGCCAAUGAAAUCAAAAAAAUAUUACCAUUACACAAAGAGACGAUAUUAAUCCGAUUUUCUAUUACUUUUAGAUGUAAAACAAAUAAUACAUUUGAUCAAGGCACUGAGGUGAUGCGGCUUAUGUCAUCUACUCAUCUUCCUCUUGAGAUAAUGCAGAUCCAAGCGGCCAACAAUAUUGUCUAUGACAUCACAGAUAUAGUGAAUAAUGUUUUAAGAGGUAAGUGCACAUAUGGGUAUGUUUGAGCAGGGAUGCAGUAGUUGCUAAAAAUCUAGCUACUUUAUGAGAAACUUCAUGAUUUUAUAAAAAUGUCCUUGGCCUAAAAAUGGCCUUGUGACUCCGUCAGCCAAAAAUAUGCAUUUGCCCCCCUCACAGACAACAGGAAUGUGGAGAAAGAAACUCACUUUUUAAACCUAACAUGGAUAUGGGGAACAGGAUGGAAUAUGAUAAGAUAGAGUUAUGGAGAGAGCAAUUGUCCCAUUUUAUGUUGGUAAGAUUAACCCCUUUAUUCAUCCAAAAUGCCUCUUAGCAAUUUGGCCUUAACCACAAUUCUAAAGGGGUUCUCCCCAUGUCUCAGUUCUGCCCACUGUUGUAGUUAUACAUCAUGGUCAAGUAUGGAUAUGAUGCAGUUGAGUACAUAUCCCCCCCCAACCCUCACUCAACUGAUGCCAUUAAGAUGUGAUCGAUGCUCGGAAGCCUUGGGAUCAAAGCCAAAAAGGGUCUUGUAAUUAGGAAUUAGAGCAAAAUUCAUAACACAAUAUUUAUUUCAAGAAAUGUAUUAUCUGUCUUUAUGUAGAUAUUCAAACAACAUGCAGACAGCACAUAGUUGACAUAACACAACUUCACAGAAUUACAGAAAGACACGCCCAUACAAAGACUGAAAGCCAGGCGAAAUAGCAUGUCAGGACUUACACUUCUUUACAUCAGCAUAUUCACAUGUCAUAGUAGGUGCACAUUAUUAAGCACAAAUAGACCAUCUUAAUAACAGGAAAAAGAUUCACGGAUGUGAAUGUGGACCUACUUUUCAAAUAAUGGCCAUGUUAUCAUUCAUAGGUACUGUAUGAAGGUAUUGACAUGGUGACUUGUCCCACCAACACUUUAAAACCACUCCCUAUCUUGAAAAGACUCCUGUGUGUUCCCAUUCUGUUGUGUCUCAUGUGUUACCAAUACACAUUCAAAUUGUUGAGUGUCAAGUACAGUAACUGUUUGAAAUUGCAUUAGGCCUAUAACUGUUAGGUCACGUUGUUGUUACCAGUGAUCUUGUAACUACAUAUUGUAACCAGAUUCAUAAAAUCAUUUUGUAAAGAAGUGUUGGUUUUGGUUCUCGGUACAUCCAUGCAUGUCUGUCUGCAUGCAAGCAAAGUCUCUCUCUCCCUCCUACCCGUAGCUGGUUUUAAAGGGCUAAGCACCCGUCACAUUUCAUAUGACAAAUGAGAGUCUGCACAUCAACUGCAUGGGAAUUUACCAGUAAUUGUUAAGUAGAUGUAAAAAAAACAACAUUUGAGUGAAGAGGAGAGAAGAAACUGCUGCAGCACGUUCCAUUUGCAGGUGUGAAACGUUUCUCACUGUGGUAAGUGGCCCUUCCAAGAAAUGUCUGUAGACAUACACUAUUAGGAGUUUGUAUAAAUCAGAGGAAAAUGUUUAAACACUUACAGCAAAAUGUUGUACUAUGCAGUCAUGUAAGAACGUUGGUAACCACAAUGUAAUUAUAAUCCAAUAACUGCAGGUAGUUACACUGAAAUAUUAUGUUAUAUUGUCACAUGCAAUGUGUUAUGCACACAUUACUUGUUGGCUUCCCUUAUGCUUAUGGAGACAUAGAUGUAAAACAAUAUAUGUUAUUUUGUGGUUCAGAAAGUGCCUGAAUGGUGAAAAUGUGUUGCCUGUUGUUGAUAGCACUGUAGGUGAGAGAUAAGUUCAAUGGUAAGCCACUUGCAGUUGUCUCAGGCUGAUGAAUCAGACUGAUGCUGCCACCAUGAACAUUUCAGUCUUUAUUAACAUUUACAGGAGGGUGGCUAAUAUCUUACCAAGUGGUUUUAAGAUAGUGAAUCAACACUAUCAGUGCAAAUCCAUGUCAGAUGUUUUAUGCUCUGCUUGGUGUUAAUUCCAGACUAGUAUGCGUUUUGUGCUCCAUUUGUUCUGUAAUAUUUCACUUUUCACUUUCCCCCAGUCCAUAAAAUGUCUCAGGAGCAGGUGGAUUCUGAUGUGAGGAACAUGGAGUUCCUGUUGGUGGAGGCAGCACAGCUUAGGACCCCAUGCAAGGCACAGAGCACCCAGUGGGCCCUGGUGAGGUUACCUCAGCUGAGGGAGGAGGGCCAGGGCCUGCAGAUAGAAGCAGCACAGCUAGACAUAUCUAACAUACGCAGGCAGCUGGAGCAGCUCCUGGACACCAAGGCCCCAUUGAAACAAAAGAAAGACAAGCUUGCAAACUCAGCAAGCAAUUUGUAAAGAUGGAGAGAAAGAGAGUGCUUGAAGAAAAGGGCAGAGAGGAGAGGGAUAGAUGAUGGUGAGAGGAGGAAAAGAAUUAUGAAGUGGUUGGGAUUGAAGACUGUAGUUAAUGGCAUUUAUAAAGGUUGUGAUGGAAUGAUUUUUUUUCUCAUAAAAUGAAAAAUUGUAACUCAUUCAAUACUAGAAAAUAACUAGUAAUGAUCUGUACUUAAUUAAUAAUAAUCAAAUAAAGAUUAAGACA
Messenger RNA from Oncorhynchus tshawytscha (Chinook salmon), 5905 nucleotides. RefSeq names its product transmembrane protein 151B (gene tmem151a). NCBI's taxonomy places the organism in Eukaryota, Metazoa, Chordata, Actinopteri, Salmoniformes, Salmonidae. The record is from RefSeq and is a predicted model, not a curated record. The transcript has 3 exons. The coding region runs from base 931 to 2700 and encodes 589 amino acids.